Messenger RNA from Parascedosporium putredinis, 603 nucleotides. The record is from the annotation of a GenBank genome assembly. Lineage: Eukaryota; Fungi; Ascomycota; Sordariomycetes; Microascales; Microascaceae.
AUGUGGCUCGACAGAUCAAAAGAUGGCAGCUCCUUUCAUGACCUUACUAAUAACGACCUUAAUACCGACUUUGACUUCGAUGGCCAGUCUCUUUAUGAAUUUGUGUCGCGCGCUUCAAAGAACUCAGACAACGUCCAAAUCGUUCAAGGAUGUGAACUCGAGAGCACAGAUCUUGAGAUUCUUCGUACCUCGAUUACAGAAUGCGAUGGCGUUCUAAGCUCGGUUGAGUCGAACUUCACGAGUUUUCGAAACGAGCUCGCUUCAGUAUCUGCAGACAUUGAAUCUCUACAACAUCGCUCAGCGGCACUGAAUAUCCGACUAGAAAACAGGAAAGCUAUUGAGAAAUCCCUUAGCCCGGUUGUAGAGGACUUGAGCGUUCCGCCUGUGAUCGUCGCCAAGCUCGUGGAUGGCCAAAUCGACGAGUCCUGGAUCAAAGCCCUUGGUGAAAUUGAUAAGAGGCUUACUGCCUAUCGAAGAGAUACGAGUAGCUCCGCACAGAACAAGGCUUGGACUGAUUUGGGUCCGCUGCUAGAUAAGCUUGUUCUCAAGGUAAUCCACUUCGCCCGACUUGACAUGAUUUUUCUAACGAAUGAUAGGCGAUAG